AUGAGCUAUAUUCACCCUUCAUGGAACUAUGCCGCCCAUGCCGGUCUCCCAAUGGAUCAUGCCAUGGCCUACGACCCGUCCAUGGUGCCGCCGCCGAUGAUGCAUCACCCCAUUGAUGGCUAUCUGUACCCCCAUCCGUCCAUGGAGAUGAUUGACUACUACCACCAACCCAUCAUGGACUAUGACGAAUACACAGAGAACCUGUCACGACCCCGUUUGACGAAAGAGCAAGUCGAGACCCUCGAGACCCAGUUCCAGGCCCAUCCCAAACCCAGCAGCAAUGUCAAGCGGCAAUUGGCGGCGCAAACCAAUUUGAGUCUCCCUCGUGUUGCGAACUGGUUCCAAAACCGACGGGCCAAGGCCAAACAACAGAAACGUCAGGAGGAAUUCGAGAAGAUGCAGAAGGCAAAGGCAGAGGCUGAGGAGACCGCUCGCCGGAAGUCAGAGACUCUGGAUCAGCUAUCCGAGUCUCGGCAGUCGUCUACCGUUAAGGAAGAACCAGAGAGGUCUCCAACUCCCAAACAAUCGACCUCUACAAACACGGAGAUCAACACAAAUACCAUGCCCGCCACAUCUACCCCCUCCGAACACAGCAAAGCCGAUGCCAACGUCAACCAGAAACACCACAAGACCAAGAGUGAAUCCGCCCGAGAGGCUACCUUCGCCUCCCUGCAAAGGGCGUUGAAUGCGGCAUGUGCCGCUCGAGACCGCUUCACCCGCCGAGGAAGCAAGCACGAGACGGCACAUGAGGACGAGCCGAUCUCGCCUUCCUCAAUGGCUCCCCCGAGUUCCACCUUGAGAGGACCCGAGAGCAAGGGUCAGAAAGAGUACAGGGCCGCCUACGCUGACUGGUCAGAGCUCAAGGAGGAGCAAAACUCCUGGUCCCAUGGUUCAUCCGAGGCUGCCCAAGCUGUCUCCGAUAUCUCCGGCUCCUCGCACGCUUCUCAGUCUGAAGUGGAGGCGUUGUCGGGAUCUCAAUUUCCCCAUACUGAGGAGUGGGCGGAGUCCUCGAAGGAAACGCCUUCAGCUCAUGGUAUGGGAACAGACGUUGGUCUUGGCUACGAUAACAUGCCGUUCGCAAUGCCAAUGCCAACGCCCGGUAUCUCCGUCUCCCGCCGGGGGUCGUCUGGUGCCCUUGCCGCGUCCUUGGAUGGAAUUGGCAUCCAUACUGAUGGGUCUACGUUGUCCAGUCGUGCCGGAGGAUCGUCGUGGAAAGAGGCCGGGAAAGAGCUUGACCUUGCCGCCAGGCGAAAGCGUCCCCGUCCGGCCGCCAUUGGUACUUCCAGCACCCGAUCGCUUGCUGCAUCCACCUCUAUGUCCUCCCUCUCGCCCACAAGCCGCAUGCCCAGCUCUGGUGCAGGUGCUGCGAACUCAAUGAGACAUUCGAAGUCCACUCAAAGUCUCAACACCCGGUAUGCCGGUGUGCGAAAGGCUUCCGCUGCCCAGCGCUCCCCUCUGAAUUUCACAUUUGCCGAAUCUGGAUCCAUGAAGUCUAGCAAGACAGACAUGCUGCGGCCAUCUGUCUCCUCAACCACCCUGGCACCGCCCACACCCUUGACCCCGCAAGACUUCCAGCAUUUCAUGCCUGCUUCGCCGACUGACAGCAACUACUGCCUCUCCGCACACUCCACCACUCAGUUUUUCCCUUCCUCUCAGCCAAUGCAAGCUGUGGCUCCCCCCAUGUCAGCUCCGGCACAGGUCACGACUUUCCCAGAGUACGUGAGCUGUGACCCAGUUCCCAUGACUGCCCGGAGCUGGGCGGAUGCUGGUUCGCUCUCCUCGCCCGAGUUCCCGCCCGGCCUUCAGGUGCCGCAUUCGAGCACUGUAUCCCCUAUUGGAUUCGAAGCUGCGGUUGAGCACCCUGGACAGGCAUUUGGGAUGGACCCGGUGUCCGGAUCCCCAUCUUUGAUUUACUCGAUUGAAGACACGGAUUUGUCAGUCUCCGCUGAUAUGAACGAAAGGAAGCCUGCAGAGUUUAUGAUGCAUGAAUUUGCCGAGCAUGAUCCCUGCUUUGCUGCUCAACAUCUGGGACCAAUGCACAAGCACAAGGCCUAUACCUUUGCGAAUAACGCAGGUUCGGGCCAUUACCCCUCCUGA
This is a messenger RNA of Penicillium macrosclerotiorum, 2097 nucleotides long. Its product is annotated as homeobox domain-containing protein. Lineage: Eukaryota; Fungi; Ascomycota; Eurotiomycetes; Eurotiales; Aspergillaceae. Gene Ontology annotation, molecular function: DNA binding; DNA-binding transcription factor activity, RNA polymerase II-specific. The transcript has 3 exons. Gene Ontology annotation, cellular component: nucleus; RSC-type complex. Bases 1 to 2097 code for a protein of 698 amino acids. The record is from RefSeq and is a predicted model, not a curated record. Gene Ontology annotation, biological process: regulation of transcription by RNA polymerase II.